Messenger RNA from Scylla paramamosain (green mud crab), 1606 nucleotides. RefSeq lists its product as uncharacterized. The transcript has 8 exons. The record is from RefSeq and is a predicted model, not a curated record. Gene Ontology annotation, molecular function: protein binding. Bases 47 to 1084 code for a protein of 345 amino acids. Lineage: Eukaryota; Metazoa; Arthropoda; Malacostraca; Decapoda; Portunidae.
GAGAGGGAGGCAAGUCUCUCCUCCCUCCAGUCUCUCUCUCUCCAUCAUGGCGAACACUCCUCCGCUCCUCCUCCUCCUCCUCCUCUCCCUCACGUGCUGCAGUCUGGGAGGCGCCUUGGAGUGUUCCCAGAAGGAGGAAGAAAUAGCUUGUUCAUCAGAAGAGAAGUGUGUGAAGCUACGUUACGUGUGUGACGGGGAAAAUGACUGCGAAGAUGGGGAGGACGAGGACCCAGAUUUGUGCAUGGUGUUCAAGUCCCACUAUGGCUGUGAGAGGGAGGAGGUGGCGUGUCGCAGGAAUGGGGAGAUGGAAUGCAUGAGACUUCAGAACUACUGCCAGAUGACGGACCCUCCUUGUCAGGGCCCCAUUGAUGCCAAGAUGUGCAAGGUAUUGAAUGACAACACAAUUCAGAAAUUUUCGUCUAUUUUCAUCUCAGCGGAUGGACCUCCAGACCCAAGUUGGCGGCGCAGCGAAGAGCUUGGUGACGACCUGGUGGCCAACUUGAACAACACAGUGAGCCACCCAGACUGCCCUGAGAUGUUCACUAUGGUGGGCGACCAGUGCCUGUCUGUCUUCUCUGUCGGCAAGGUGAGCUGGGGUGAGGCAAGGGCAUUCUGUCGUGUGUUAGGUGGUGACCUCCUGACCUUCAAGAGUGUGACCCACUUCACCACAGUCAUCAAGCACCUGCAGGACCACCAGCUGACAAGUGACUUCUGGCUGGGAGGGAGGCAGAGGGAGAAGGGGAGAGGCUGGACCUGGCUAGAUGACACUCCCAUGGUCCUUGGCUCCCCUUACUGGGCUGUCAGACGCUACGAUGAGUGCCAGGUCCGAAACAUCACCACCUCCACACACAACACUCGCGAGGCUAAUGGCGCUACCUGCUACCAUUACCGCCAGGCCCCAGAACCAUCCUCCAGGGGCUUCUGUGCAGGCCUUUCCUACACACACUUCUUCUACAUGACUGAUGAAGAUUGUAUGCAGCAGAAGAGUCCCCUGUGUGUGUCCAGCCAGCAGCAGAGUGGUGGUGGUGGUGGUGGUGGUGGUGGUGGUGGUUAUGGUGGUGGUGGUGAUGCUGGGUACUUUUAGAUAAUGGUGAUGAGAGUGGUUUGAUAGUGAUUGUGUGUGUGUGUGUGUGUGUGUAAGAUGUAGAGAGAGAGAGAGAGAGAGAGAGAGAGAGAGAGAGAGAAUCAUAUUGUUCUAUAGGAAAAUUGUUAUUUGGAAGCAGUUUUGCAUCUUUUCCUCUUACUCUUUUCUUCCUACUUCUCUUUCUUUUCUUAUUUUUCUUUCUCUUUUCCUCUCCCAAUUUCUCUUCCUCCUCCUCCUCUUACCACUACUACAACCACUGUUACUGUUUCCAUUACUGUUACUGCUGUCAUGCAUAACUAUAACAAUUACUACUUUAAUCAUUAAAACCAUAACUUUGCCACCAGUAAACUCAGUCGUGAAUUAAACAGAACAAAGACAAUGAUGAUAAUAAGAAGAAUGGUAAGAAUAAUAACAAUGGUAAACACAACCAAGUCUGUUUGCCUGAUUUUUUUAAAUUUGAAUAGUUGUCAAAGAUUUCAUAAGUUUAUUUCUUUGGCAGGAUAAAUAAAAGAAUAAAACACU